Molecule: messenger RNA, 2349 nt
Organism: Trifolium pratense (red clover)
Lineage: Eukaryota; Viridiplantae; Streptophyta; Magnoliopsida; Fabales; Fabaceae
Exons: 3
Coding region: 1-2349 (782 amino acids)
Molecular function (GO): nucleic acid binding; zinc ion binding
Source: RefSeq, a predicted model, not a curated record
AUGGAAUGCAAGACGGCCAAAGAAAUGUGGACUACUCUUCAAACACACCAUGAAGGAACCAGCCACAUAAAAGAAACAAGAAUUGACAUAGGAGUACGAAAGUUUGAACUGUUUGAAAUGAGUAACAGUGAAACUAUAGAUCAAAUGUAUGGAAGGUUUACAGUUAUCAUAAAUGAGCUAAACUCUCUUGGUAAAAAAUAUACCACACAUGAGAGAAUAAGAAAGCUACUAAGAUGUCUACCAGAAGAAUGGAGACACAUAGUAACUGCAAUAACUGUAGCAAAAGAUCUUAAGAAAAUGGAUCUUGAAGAUUUCAUUGGAUCUUUAAAAGCUCAUGAAGCAAUACUUCAAGAAAAGAAACCAGCAAAUAACAAAAUGAUUGCUCUAGAAUCACAAGUAAAAGAGAACCUUAAAAGAGAAAUAACAUGUGAUGAAGAGAAUCCUCUUCAACAAGAUGAUGAGGAAGAAAUGGCUUUUCUCUCAAGAAGAAUCCAAAGGCUGAUGAUGAGAAGAAAUCAAAUCAAAAAUUCAUUUCCACCAAGAAGAAAUGAAACUGAUUUAAGCCAAGUAAAGUGUUACGGAUGCAGUCAAACUGGACAUUACAAAAAUGAAUGUCCAAAGCUGAAGCAAAGAAAACCUCCCUACAACAAAUCCAUGAUGGCUACAUGGGACGAUCUAGAAGAAUUACCAGAAGAAGAAGAAACAAAUGUCUGCCUAAUGACCAGAACCAACUUUGAUGAGGUAAAUCUUGAACCUUGUUCAUCAUGCAUGAAAACUGAACAACUAUUUGAUAAUCUCUUGUAUGAUUCACAAAUUACUGCUCAAAAGUAUGAUCAACUUAAAAAUGAACUCACUGAAAUUAUUAAAGAAAGAGAUGAGUAUAAAUUUGAACUUACUAAAGUCAUCAAAGAAAAAGAUGAGUAUGAAACUAAAAAUAAAACCUUAGAAGACACUUUAAAAAGAGUUCAAAAUGAUCUAGAUAAAGUAUCUAAGUUAAGUAAAGAAGAAAUUAUUGUUCAACAAGAAAACUUAGGACUAAAACAGAAUAUUUCACUUUUAGAAAAAGACAUAGCCAAAUAUGUAAAAGCAACUGAAACCUUUGAAAACAUCCUAGGUGUUCAACAAAGAGAAUGUAUGCUAGCAGUCAAGAAAAAGCCAUGGUACUUGGACAGUGGCUGCUCAAGGCACAUGACUGGAGACAGACACAGCUUCCUUUCCUUUGAAGAAAAGGAAGGAGGAACCGUUACCUUUGGAAAUAAUGAAAAAGCUAGCAUCAAAGGUAAAGGUAUAAUAGGUAAAAUUAAUUCUGCUAAAUUAGAAAAUGUUCAUUAUGUAGAAGGUCUAGAACAUAACUUAAUAAGUAUUAGCCAAUUGUGUGAUAGUGGUCUUGAAGUCAUUUUUAAAACUCAUACAUGUGAAAUUAAACAAAUAUCUUCUGGAAAAACACUUUUUAAUGGAUUAAGAAAAAAGAAUGUGUAUGUCAUAUAUCUAGAUGAACUGCCUGUUGAAUCAUGUUUUGUAUCUCUUGAAAAGGAUAAAUGGAUUUGGCAUAAAAGGGCAGGACAUGUAAAUAUGAGGACAAUUGCAAAACUUUCUCAACUUGAUCUAGUAAGAGGAUUACCAAAGAUAAGUUUUGACAAAGAUAAACUAUGUGAAAGUUGUACAAAGGGAAAACAAGCUAAAAGCAGUUUUAAACCAAAAGACUUUAUUUCAACUAAAAAACCUCUUGAGCUACUUCACAUAGAUUUGUUUGGACUUGUCAAAACUACCAGUCUAGGUGGUAAAAACUAUGAAAGCAUGCAUGUAAAAUUUGAUGAAUAUGAUGAUAUAUCAUGUGUAAGAGAAAUAGAUGAUGAAGAUGAGCAAAGCUCAUCAAAAGAACAGGUUGCAGAACAGGAAUCACCACCUCAAGAACCUCCUAAAACGUGGAAGAUUAUAAACAAUCAUCCUCAAGAACAAAUAAUAGGCGAUACUGCAGAAGGUGUAAGAACCAGAAGAUCAUUUCAACUUAAUGAGAACAAUCUAGCUAUGAUCUCUCAAAUUGAGCCAAAAUCCAUAGAUGAAGCUAUCAUUGAUGAAUCAUGGAAAAUUGCUAUGAAAGAAGAACUUUCACAAUUUGAAAAGAAUGAAGUAUGGAAGCUAGUACCAGCUCAUGCAGAUCAUUCUAUCAUUGGAACUAGAUGGGUCUUCAGAAAUAAAAUGGAUGAAAAUGGUAAGGUAAUUCGCAACAAAGCAAGACUUGUUGCUCAAGGUUAUAAUCAACAAGAAGGUAUAGAUUUUGAUGAGACUUUUGCACCAGUAGCAAGGUUAGAAGCAAUUAGAAUAUUACUUGCAUAUGCAUCUCAUUAG